GGCGUCUCUCCGUUCCCCGACGAAUGUUCGCUAGAUAUUAUAUUUUAUGACUGUGAAAGAUUACCGACAGGGAUCAUUAGCGCGGGGUUCGAAGGAAAGUACCAAGAGAAACGAAAAAAAAAAAAAAAAUUAAUACAUCUUCACUCCUUCCUAAUACCCCUCCUAUUAUUUCUUUACAAACGGCAUUGUUGAUCGUCUCAAGUACGAGAAGUCUCUCCUUCCUGUCAUUGAUGUUUUUGUUUAUGGUCCGUGUCCUCGGCUUCAGUGGGUCGAUACAACUUCGCAUUCCAAAGCUUGUCCUAUUCUUGGCUUUCUUGUCCUUCACCAAUGCGACGGCGGACCAUGGAAGUACGCACAAUGAAUGGGGCGAUGAUGGAUUUCUAUCAAGUUCGCAUAGGAUACUAUCCACGUAUGAUAAGUGUAUCUUGACGCUGUGUGGUGCGGUACUUCUCAUAUGUACUGUCGCAUUAUUAGUUCAGGCAUGCCGUAUCUUGGUCGACAUCGCUCGAAAAGAACGCCUUUGGCAACAAGAAGAUUAUCUAGCGGAAGAGGAGCUACUCAUGUCAGCUCUCGAGGCGGGUUAUGCAAAAGGCGGCACCCUUCCCCGAUAUGCGACUCGUACUGGUGCCCUUUCUGAACAGGAGACCGACGUGAGUGGCGUACGGAAGGUUGUCCUGGUGGUCAAUGACACCUAUGCAACGAAUGUGGCCCAAGAUGCCUACGCGGAUUGGUUUGUGCGUUGGUGUCAUCUUCAGGAGGAAGCCUCGAACUACGCCGUUGAGGGGCUCUCCGAUGAAAGGACUCCUCUAAUUGACGUGGGAUCUCCAGCGGCACCGCGAUAUUUGGAUGAGAUUAGGACUUCUUAUUCACACGGGCCUUCAGAUGGAAUGACUCCGCUCAUCGACGUUGGUUUUCCGGUCGCCCAACAAGAUCGGGAUGACCUUGCAAGCACUCCGCGGCCGCUUUUGGCUGAAUGAUUUGCAGCUGCGCUCGGAUAGAAUAUUCUGUGCUGAUUCGGCAGUUCAUCUUUAUCUCCACAUGGCUUUCGCGUGACCCAAAGUCGAAC
Aspergillus pseudotamarii is the source of this 1066-nucleotide messenger RNA. RefSeq lists its product as uncharacterized. The transcript is spliced from 2 exons. The record is from RefSeq and is a predicted model, not a curated record. Lineage: Eukaryota; Fungi; Ascomycota; Eurotiomycetes; Eurotiales; Aspergillaceae. The coding region runs from base 231 to 977 and encodes 248 amino acids.